ACUAUCUAUAUCUACCUGCGAAAGGAAAGGUAAACAAAGUCAAAACGACGAAGCCCCGCAAGGCUGUGUGGGUGAACUCAUACUAGCUAUCAUCACUCUCUGCUCCCUAUAGCCCUGCAUUACGAACGUGCAGCAGCUUCUGGCUCUGUUUUGUCAGACAUCGAGAAUCUAGAAUGAGCUCAAGGAAUUUUAUUUGAUUUAGUGACUUUGGUCUAGGCAGCAUGGCGACCUUAGAUAGCUCAGAUAUAGUUUGUCCAUCGCCACCACUGUUUGCGGAUGAUGAGGACAUCGUUCUGGACUCACCUAGACUUCUCGUGGAUCACGAUGGCCCACAUGAGGCGCUGGAGAGACGAGAGAUUGACAUGCAGCACAGACCGUUCUCCUCGUCCAGUGUUGCUGUGUCCAGUGCUGCUGGUGGAGCUGAGUGGAAUCGACAGCCUGUGGCAAUGGCUGACGAUGUGAUGAGUUCAUCUAGGACUGCUCACACACGGAGCGCAACAGGUACACAACGUGGUAGCUCUGCUGAUGGUGAUACUGCUGUUGACUCCAUGGCAUCCACUGACUGGAGUGGUCAUGAUCUAGAUGCACCGCUGUCAUUAGAUUCACCGCCUUUGCUACAGGACGUGGCACUUCCACACAUAGCAUUGGAAUUGACAGAGAAUGCUGAUCACAGCCGACCCAAUGGUGCGCAAGCGUCGCCUAUCUCUACAAAUAUGGACCAAUCAAUGCAGGCACGAGAUGGCGGCACAAGUACUCACCCCAUCAGCAGUGCAGCUAGUGGCAAUAGUGCAGUAACACGUAUAUCAGCAGCAGUAUCGAUAGCCAGUAGUUCUAUCGCCGGAGACAGUACAUCACCCUAUUUCCUUGGUUCUAGUAGAACUGGGCCAGUAGGUAGCCUACCUGGUAGUGCACAGCUGCUGGCCUCAGUACAUGCUGCUACCUCUAGCCAGUCUGUGAGCUCCAGUAGUAGCAGUAGUAGCAGUAGUAGUACUAGUGCUAACACUACAACUGUAACCAGUGCUGGUGGCACCAUGCCUGCCCACAGCAUCAGUAGCCAGCCGGCAACGCAUACACACCGCUCAAGGGAAGCACACAGUGCGGCACCUGCCGGCGCAAGCGUCGGCAAUAGCGCAAAUAGCUCGCCGGGCCAUGCACGAACGGACAGCCGAGUGGAAACGAACGGACACGCUAUCGGCCUGGCAAUGGGUAACGCCAGCUCUGCCAUCGCCAGUAGUAGCACUCGCACGAUUGCCGCCAAUAGCACAGCCACCAGCAGCAGCGUCAUCAGCAGUAGCAGUGCUGACAGUAGCCGAAGACGACACAAUCAGAACAUAGCCAAUGACCACGGUCACCUUUCCUUGCACUAUCACACGUCAGACAGAUCACGCAUCUCCGUCACUCUAGACCCAACGACGACCGUGAGCUUAUCUGUUGUUCAAGUCCCCGCUGACGGCGGUAGCUCUGCGUCAGAGGACGAUGCUGAAACGGACAUGGACAAUGAUGGGGAUGAGACGGAAAUUGAAAUUGAUGAAGCCCAUCCCGCGGUCCACAAUGCCAUUAUUGUGUCGGACUCGGAUUCGGACACGCCGGAUCAGCUCCCAACGUUGACAGCCCUGGACGGUGCUGACGACUUUCGCCUGGUCGACGCGACCACCACCGGAGCGGCGGAGGGGGAGGCGAACGGCGCACUGGUCCCGCCGAUGUCGGACGAAGUAUCUAUCGCUAUUGAUACCCCUCUGGUGUCUAGUACGGCGGCUACUCCAGUGUCUGUUGAACCUGGUGGGGCUGCUGGUACAUCUACCGCUGCAGCUAGUGUAGCUCAGUCUACUAGCAAUGCCUUGGCUGAUCAGUCCUUGGCAGAGUUUGAGACCAAGAGACCCAAGAAGCGCAGCCGUGCCGAAAUGGAGGAGACGGCGGACGAGCCAGCCGAAGAGGGCAACACAUGCACCAUUUGCUUUGAUGAAUGGACUAAUGCCGGCACUCAUCGCAUCUCUGCACUGAGAUGUGGUCAUCUCUAUGGCUUCAGCUGCAUUGAUCGCUGGGUUAGAUCCAAUGGUACGUGUCCACAGUGCAAGGCGAAAUCAAAAAGAUCGGAAAUCCGUAAGCUGUAUGCCAACAAGAUCUCAGCACUCGACACAACGGAACGAGACAAGGCGAUAGAGGAUCUACAAGCGGAGAGAAGGGAACGGCUUCGCGUCGAGGAGAUAGCUGCUCAGUUUCAGCUGCAGAACAAGCUCCUGCAGCAGGAAUGCCAGCGCAUGAAGCAGCAGCUGCAGCAACAGCAUAGAGACGCAGAGCUUGCCAAAUCCAGUGUCGGUUCAGCAAGCAAUACUGCACGAUCUACCGUCUCCUCACGAACCACAUCACCCACGUCCUUACUGGCCGCAGGCUUGCAAACUACAGAGACAAGAUCAUUCAUGCCACACAAGAAUAUCAGCGUUGCCCAGUCGGAAGCUAGAGUGAUGGAUUUUGAUCGUUCCAACGGCAUCCUUGUAGUGUCCCGUCCAUCAGCACGUGAGAAUCAACUGCUGCGGGGAGCGGGUCUCGUCAAGGUAUCACUGCAGGAUUCACGACACAUGGAGUAUGUCAACAUACACACACAGCGUAUCCGUGAUGUCAGUGUCAGCCGGGACAGCGUUGCUCUGACUGCUAGUGAGGACAAAUCUCUUCGCUUGACCAGCAUGAUCAGCAACACUGUCGUACAGAAGUACAGUGUACCCACGGCGGCCUGGGCGUGUUGCUGGCACCACGAGGAGCCACAGUACUUCUUCGCCGGCCUGCAGAACAGCAAGGUGCUGCUGUUCGACGUGCGCAACACCUCGCAGCACGUGGCGGUGGUGGGAGAGCCCACAAUGGACGGUGGCGAGUCUACAGCAGCAGCAGUGCCGGUGCGCCGUGGCGGGCCUCCACUCAGCGGUCCAGUCGUGUCAAUGUGCCACGUUGCUCCAGGACCAGUGUCCGGAAACUUCCGUGCUGGAGGACUGUUGGUGUGUCGCACCACUGGCCUGACUUUCUAUCAACAUGACAAUGGAGCAGACUACAGUGUGGUUCCCAUGCUAACUGGCAACACGUACAACGUAUCGUGGGAGUCUGGUGUUCGCCAUGGUCUGGUGUCACUGCGUCCGGGCAAGAAUAGCAAUCAUGUACAGCAUAUGCUGUUCCAGCUGUCCAAGUCGACCGAUUCAUCGGCACUCCAUCAACCCACCGGCAGCAUGGCUGCCUCGGCGGGUGCUUCUUUCUCUUCUGCUGUUGCCGCUGGUGGUGGUGGUGGUGCGGGUCACCCUCGCUUUAACUGUGUGAUGCCGCUGACGGGCGGUGUGUCGGCAAGGCUGCUCUCCAAGUCCGCGCUGUUUGUGCACCCGGACGAGCAAGGUUCUUUGCUGGCAGCCGUUCCCGACGACUCAGCUCAAGCUGUUCUCGUGUUUGACUGUCAACAAGGCACUGAGAUUCAAAGGCUGACAUGCCUGUCAUCAGGCCAGAAAGAGAUUCUUCACUCACGCCAGUUCAAGCACAACGGUGAGCACUUCAUCAGCGCUCUCACCGAGACCAACCUGGCGCUGUUCCGCUGGACAUGACAUCAUCCCUGCUGGACAUGACAUAAUGCCUGUGGACAUCAUGCCUGUUGUUAGCGUCCCGCUGGACACUCCCAUGUUCUGGUGCAAACUUGAGAAUAGUGACAUGGAUGCAAGUUGCCACGAACAUGUCAGUGAUCAAAGUUCCUAUGCAUGUACACGUGUAAGCAUACACUGGUCAAUAUCCGCGGUGAUGCAGUGCUGGAUUUUUACUCUUCGAGAGUGUGUCUGUGUCAAUGAUAAUGGCCGCGUGUAACGUGUUAGUUGUCAUGUACCGUGCGUAGUGCCUGUCGUUGGUGCGUAGUGCAACAGCAUCAGCAGCGGCGUGGCGUAGUGCAUACCGCUGUGGAGCUUCAUUCACUUACUGUGCUGCACUGUGAGUAACUUUGCAUUGAGUGGUGCAUGCUUCUGCCGCUGCUGCUUCAACCUGGACUCCUAUUAAAUACCACUCUUGAUCCGGUGGCCAAUUCUACCCGGUCUACUGCUUGUCCACCACGAUCAUGACAAUGGUCCUAACAUUAUCAACUUACCACUAAAACAGGGUCCUGGCCUUGGUAGUUGUGUGCAGUUUGGUGUGCUUAUGCCUUAUAGUCUGUUUCAUUUUUUUGUCUUUCUCUAAAUCGUGAGAGUUUUACUUGACUCUAGCCGUGGUUCUAUGUUAGAUGCUGGCGUGUAGUGCAAGCAAACAGCUGUGUGCGUGUUUAGUUGUGGCCGAAUCUCAUGCGCUACUAAAGCUAGCCGCUUGUGUAAUGUUUUUUUUUUAAUCCUUUUUGGAUUUCUAUUCUUACAGCAGGUUGCAUUGUUAUUCUCUACUUUGGUGCAAAUUCCAGUCGUGGCUUCUGGGGCUGGACCUCAAGCAAGCGAUUCAAAAAAAAAACCUGGUGGAUGUGUUUUGUCGAGAAAUGUA
Molecule: messenger RNA, 4479 nt
Organism: Sycon ciliatum
Lineage: Eukaryota; Metazoa; Porifera; Calcarea; Leucosolenida; Sycettidae
Product: serine-rich adhesin for platelets-like
Exons: 12
Coding region: 222-3575 (1117 amino acids)
Biological process (GO): interstrand cross-link repair; protein ubiquitination
Cellular component (GO): nucleus
Molecular function (GO): protein binding; ubiquitin-protein transferase activity
Source: RefSeq, a predicted model, not a curated record